Molecule: messenger RNA, 997 nt
Organism: Cryptomeria japonica (Japanese cedar)
Lineage: Eukaryota; Viridiplantae; Streptophyta; Pinopsida; Cupressales; Cupressaceae
Product: early nodulin-like protein 15
Exons: 2
Coding region: 116-718 (200 amino acids)
Cellular component (GO): plasma membrane
Molecular function (GO): electron transfer activity
Source: RefSeq, a predicted model, not a curated record
UCUCAUCCUGCAUUGUCAUAUUCUGCUUUGUUUCUUCUUGGCUCUGGUAUUCUCUGUUUUUUUGAGGCUUUGCUUAUUUUGGUUCUGGUUUUAGCCCGAGCUAAAGGCUUUAGCAAUGGCUUUCUCUGGCGCUAAUAGAGCUUGCAUUUUGGUGGCGUGUUUUCUGCUCUUUUUGGAGAUUGCUGUGGCGAAUGAGUUUACGGUGGGAGGGAAGAGUGGGUGGAGUGUGCCGACGGGAUCCGAAACCCAGAGUUAUAAUGACUGGGCCGAGAAGCGGAGGUUUCAUGUCGGCGACACUCUCUUGUUCAAGUACACCGCGAAGGAGGAUUCAGUCUUGCAGGUGACGCAUGAAGCUUUUCAGAAGUGCAACACGACAGCGCCACUUGCGAGCUACGAUGACGGUCAAACGGUGUUCAAGUUUCCAUCGUCGGGGCCAUUUUACUUUAUCAGUGGCGCAGAAGGCCGUUGCGACAAGGGCCAAAAGCUCGUGGUUGUUGUCAUGUCGCAGGGCGGCCGCCGCCGUAAUGCUGGUGCACCAGCUGCUUCUCCUGCUUUAGGAAGCCACGCAUUUGCUCCUUUGGGCACCAUUCCAUCUGAAGAGGGCCCCGCCAUGGCACCUGGUGAUGCCCCCGCUGUAGCGCCUACAAGCGGCGCAUCUUCUCUGGCUUCUGGUGUCUUUUUAGGCUUUGUUGCUUUGGCGGCUUCUCUGGUUUUCUAAGUAAUGGAUGAUUUUUUACCAGCUGUAUGGCGGCCGGCGGCUUUAUUCUGUUGAACUGGCGUUAACUGACAUAUUCUUUGGGGGUUAGGGUAGAAAUUAUUGUAGGCAUUCAGGGUUUUUGUUUCAGGGUGGUUUCGCGAUUAAAGAUAUUUUGUUUUGUAAAUAUAAUGGGUGUUUAUUGGCUCGAAUCUAUUAUAUUCUUACAAUACGGGCCAUAUUUUGGUGAGUUGAACUCGGCCGCUUGGUGAUAUAAUAUAUACUAGAGGGAUUUUUUUAUUA